GAGAGAGGCAUUUGGGAUUUUCAGGCUGUGUGGCUUUUGCCUUUUGGUAACUGAAGAAAGAAAACAAAGAAGGAACCUCAUCAAGAAGAAGAACAACAACAACGAAUCGAAACGGUGUCGUUUCACUCGCCGAUCGCACCUCAACUCCGUUCGCGUUCAACUCUCCGAUCGUUCUUCUCUGCUGUCUUCCGGUGUGGGGGAUGAAGAACCAGCUUUGAAACGGAUGAAAUUUUCCUCGAAAGGAAAAAUUGGUUUGUCUAACGGCUGUUCUUCUGUGGAGCCUGUUGGUGGAGGCUUGUGCAGCGACUUGAUGGCUCGGCCCCUGCCGUCCGAAGGGGACGAACAAGUUAUUGGCUCCAAAGGUCUAGAGGAGGAGUCUGGGAUACCUCUACACUCGGCUGCUGUGAAUCUGUUUAUGCAGCAAAUACUUGAUGGGAAUUGGGAUGACAGUGUAGCUACAUUGCAUAGGAUUGGUCUAGCGGAUGAAAGCAUUGUUAGGGCGGCCUCGUUUUUAAUAUUGGAGCAGAAGUUCUUUGAACUUCUAGAUGGGGAAAAGGUCAUGGAAGCAUUGAAGACACUGAGGACAGAGAUUGCUCCACUUUGCAUUAAGAAUAGUAGAAUCCGUGAACUUUCUUCCUGCGUAGUCUCUCCAUCUCCUAGGCGAGAUGUUGCAAGGGUGAGGUCUAGGUCAAAGCUUCUGGAGGAAUUGAAAAGAAUGCUACCCCCGACUGUAAUGAUACCUGAAAAGAGAUUAGAGCAUCUAGUUGAACAAGCCCUUAUGGUGCAACGAGAGGCUUGCCCCUUCCACAACUCAUUGGAUAAGCAGAUGUCAUUAUAUUCGGAUCAUCAUUGUGGGAAAGCUCAGAUACCUUCUAAAACAUUACAGAUAUUAGAAGCACAUGAUGAUGAAGUCUGGUUUGUACAAUUUUCACACAAUGGGAAGUAUUUAGCUUCUGCAUCAAAUGAUCGAUCUGCAAUAAUUUGGGAGGUUGGCAUGAAUGGCGAGCUCUCCGUAAAGCACAAACUAUCUGGUCAUCAGAAAUCUGUUUCUUCUGUCUCAUGGAGUCCUAAUGACCAAGAGCUACUCACAUGUGGAGUGGAGGAGACUAUCAGGCGUUGGGAUGUCUCCACUGGUAAGUGCAUCCAAAUUUAUGAAAAAGCUGGGGUUGGCUUAGUCUCCUGUACGUGGUUUCCAAGUGGGAAAUAUAUACUUUCUGGCUUAAGCGACAAAAGCAUUUGUAUGUGGGAAUUAGAUGGGAAAGAAGUGGAGUCUUGGAAAGGUUCAAAAACCCUUAAGAUUUCUGACUUGGAAAUAACGGGUGAUGGGGAAGAGAUUAUAAGUAUUUGUAAAGACAAUGCCGUGCUGUUGCUCAACAGAGAAUCAAAAGAUGAGAGAUUUAUUGAAGAGUAUCAGACAAUAACAUCCUUUUGUUUAUCAAAGGAUAGUAAUUUCUUGUUGGUUAACCUUUUGAACCAAGAAAUACAUCUCUGGAACAUUGAAGGUGAACCUGAGCUUGUUGGCAAGUACAAAGGUCACAGGCGCAGCCGAUUUGUUAUCAGGUCUUGCUUUGGUGGACUUAAGCAAUCCUUCAUAGCUAGUGGAAGUGAGGAUUCACAGGUAUACAUAUGGCACAGAAGCUCAGGGGAGCUUCUAGAGGCAUUGCCUGGACAUUCAGGAGCUGUCAACUGUGUGAGCUGGAAUCCGGCGAACCCUCACAUGUUAGCCUCGGCUAGUGAUGACCGGACAAUCCGGAUAUGGGGCCUAAAUUGUCUGAAUGUAAAGUACCCGAAUGCACACAGCAAUGGCAUCCAUUACUGCAAUGGGGGAACAUAGAACAACAAAGUCAGACUCAUUUCAUUUGAUUUCUCUUUUCUUCUUUAUCAUUGCAAUUGUGUAAAUACCUUUACUUAUCACCACAAGUAGAGACAUUCAUAUCAAACAUGCUUGUGACUUUCCAUAUUUCUCACAAUAAAUCCAUGUUCUAUUUA
This is a messenger RNA of Arachis duranensis, 1989 nucleotides long. RefSeq names its product WD repeat-containing protein 26 homolog. The record is from RefSeq and is a predicted model, not a curated record. NCBI's taxonomy places the organism in Eukaryota, Viridiplantae, Streptophyta, Magnoliopsida, Fabales, Fabaceae. Gene Ontology annotation, molecular function: protein binding.